CCCUGGUCGGUGACCGGCCGUCGCAGUGAGCAGCCCGCUUUCCUCCCGAGACGGAGCUGUGACUUCAGAAUGUCUGGCCGAGGCAAAGGCGGCAAGGGGCUGGGUAAGGGAGGCGCCAAGCGCCACCGGAAGGUGCUGAGGGACAACAUCCAAGGCAUUACGAAGCCCGCGAUUCGCCGCCUCGCCCGACGUGGGGGCGUCAAGCGCAUCUCUGGUCUCAUCUACGAAGAGACCCGCGGCGUCCUCAAAGUCUUCCUGGAGAAUGUGAUCCGCGACGCAGUGACCUACACGGAGCACGCCAAGCGCAAGACGGUCACGGCCAUGGAUGUGGUGUACGCGCUGAAACGCCAGGGCCGCACCCUUUACGGCUUCGGCGGCUGAGCUGACCCCACCGCUCCUCUCUAGAUUCCAAAGGCCCUUUUCAGGGCCCCCAAACUGUCACAGAAAGAGCUGUGAACACUUCCAGAUACUGGGUAAAUACCAGCCCUUUAGAUGCCGCGUUCCGGAUACCGGGCGUGGGAUAUGGCCGGCCGGAGCGGCUGCUGGGGAUCAGCCUUGGCGGGCGAGCGGAGGGCUAGACCUCAGGGAGGGGACUCGGCGCGCGCUUAGGAACGACCCUGGGAGGUGCCGCGCAACGCGGGAGUGACCUCCCACUGCAGUGCACCUGAAAUACAGACUGCGGACUCUGUUCAGAAGCGUUUCUACAAAGCCUAAGUGUUAAAACUGGCCUCGGGCUUCUAAGCGGCCGUAUCGUUGGGCCAUUAGCACGUAUGGAAUGGCUUCCCUGUGCACCGGGGCUUAGGUGACUUCCCGCCGGCCUUUGGCAUGAGCGUGACGCGUCAGAGGGCGGAUCUUGUGGGUGCAGGGCCUGCUGGACCGCAGGAAAUGGGAGGUCACAGCACCCCGUAGGAGCAUGCCUCUACCGCCAACCCCGAAAAGCGUUCAGUGCAGCACUAGUGCGGCGCGUUGUGGUCUUACUAGCUACUAUUUAACUUCAUCGCUGAAGUUCUGAGAGUUGACCAAGCUCAGAUGCUGAGAGCUAGGUGGUCGGGCAAAGCUCGCGGCGUCCUGCUGUUCCCGUAGCCAACUGCGUCAAGUUGCCCACGCCGAGCGGGUGGGAUCCUGCUCCGCUACCUGGAGGCGGGCGUGCAGUCGGCAGGCAGUGGGGGUCACGCCGGCGAGAAAAGCCAGGUCUCUACCUGCAGGUCGCCAAGUUGUCGGGAGUCCUCCGCUUCUUGCAGUGUUGUGCCCAUCACAAGUGACCCUGUAGCAGCCGGGAGAUAAGCCCUGGCUUCCGACUAAAGGCCCUGUUCAGAACAGCCUGGGGGUAUGUAUAUAUAUUUUUAGUAGA
Saimiri boliviensis boliviensis (Bolivian squirrel monkey) is the source of this 1351-nucleotide messenger RNA. Lineage: Eukaryota; Metazoa; Chordata; Mammalia; Primates; Cebidae. The record is from RefSeq and is a predicted model, not a curated record.